Hypoxylon trugodes is the source of this 1198-nucleotide messenger RNA. Its product is annotated as 1,3,6,8-Tetrahydroxynaphthalene reductase in complex with Nadph and Pyroquilon. Lineage: Eukaryota; Fungi; Ascomycota; Sordariomycetes; Xylariales; Hypoxylaceae. Gene Ontology annotation, molecular function: oxidoreductase activity. The transcript is spliced from 2 exons. The record is from RefSeq and is a predicted model, not a curated record. The coding region runs from base 118 to 960 and encodes 280 amino acids.
UUAUACUUCUUUCCGUUGUUUCACAAACAAAACCCCACGCACCCCAAUCUAGUCCUACCCAUCUCAAUCUCAUCCUCUUUGUCGUUGUCGUCAUCACCAAUACAACCAACCAUCACAAUGGCACCAUCCGCCACCUCCUCCACGGCCACAUACACCAGCACCGAGCCAAUGAGCAACCAAACCAAGCCCCUCGCCGGCAAAGUCGCCCUCAUCACCGGCGCAGGGCGGGGCAUCGGAAAAGGCAUCGCGCUCGAACUCGGCAAGCGGGGCGCCUCUAUAAUCGUAAACUACGGGCGCAGUUCUUCGUCCGCCGAGACCGUAGUAGCCGAACUAGCCUCCCUCGGCUCCAAAGCCAUCGCCAUCCAAGCCGACAUCUCGAAACCCACCGACGUAGCCGCUCUUUUUGAAAAGGCAGUUGCGCACUUCGGAUACAUCGACAUCAUCGUGUCGAACUCCGGUAUGGAGGUCUGGUGCGAGGAGACGGAAGUCACGCCUGAGCUCUUCGACCAAGUGUUUAACUUGAACUGCCGCGGCCAGUUCUUCGUCGCGCAGCAGGGUCUUAAGCACUGUCGCGAGGGCGGGCGCAUUGUCUUGACUUCGUCUAUUGCCGCGCAGAUGGCUGGGAUCCCUAACCAUGCCUUAUACGCCGGCUCCAAGGCCGCGGUUGAAGGGUUCACGCGUGCGUUCGCGGUCGACUGUGGACGCCGACGUAUCACGUGCAAUGCCAUUGCGCCUGGUGGUAUCCAGACUGAUAUGUUCGAUGAGAACAGUUGGCACUAUGUACCUGGCGGCCACAAGGGUAUGCCUGUCGACACGAUCAAGGAAGGUCUACGCAAGAUGUGCCCGCUUGAUCGUGUUGGUGUCCCGGCGGAUAUUGGAAAGGUAGUUUACUGCCUUGUUAGUGAAGAAGGUGAAUGGAUUAACGGUCAAGUCAUCCGUGCUUCUGGCGGUGGUGUCUAAGUCACGAGACUUCCACUAUAGAAAUUGUGUAUAUGGCAGAUUGAAUUAAGGGGUUAGGGAGCGUCGUAUGGGUGUCAUUGGUGAGCUUGGUUUCACCGAAUCAUGGAAUUGAAUGAAAUGAUAGGAAUGAAGGGAGUUGUAGAUGGAAAAUAGCUAGUGAUGGGCGAGUAUCCCACUUGAGUAGCAAGGCCUGUAGUCGGGUAACGAUAUAGAGUAAAAGAUCUGUUUGCACCACUUA